AUGUGGACCCGCCAACUCGCCAUCGUGUCCAAGACGGCACGCAGCACCAGCACGACGUGGUGGAAGCGCGCGUCUUCGUCCCUGGAAGCCCGUCAGGACGAAACUCAGCAACCCACGAACUUCCAGCUGGUCAUCGUGGGCACAGGCUGGGCUGGCUAUCAAAUGUUCACCCAGUGCCGCAAGCACCUCGUGGACAUUGAGGAGACCGUGGGUCGCCCCGUGGACCUCGUCGUCGUCUCCAAACGUAACCACUUCCUAUAUACCCCGCUUUUGGCCAGCACAACAGUGGGCACUUUAGAGUUCCGCUCCAUCAUUGAGCCGCUGCGUGACAGUAUGUUUAGCCACGAGCACGACUUCCAUUUUGCCGACGUGCAGAACGUAAACCCGGAGAAGAAACUCCUGAAUGUCGAGUCAGCUAUCAGCGCUGAGACUCGUAACCGCAAGUACGAUAUCCACUACGACGCGCUGGUGUUGGCCUGUGGUUCUCGUCCGCUGACCUUCGGACUCCCUGGAGUGGAGGAACACGCCUUCUUCUUGAAGGAGAUUCAACAUGCACAGAGGAUCCGUAACCGCAUUCUCGAAAACUUCGAAGCAGCCACGCAACCGGGUAUGACGCCAGAGGAGAAACAGCGUCUGCUACAUUUCGUUGUAGUAGGUGGCGGCCCCACGGGCAUUGAAUUCUGUGCCGAAUUGUACGAUCUUGUGCUCCAGGAUCUGGUACACAAGUACCCACAGACAUCUAAGCACUUGGGUGUGACGCUAGUGGACUCUGGCGAGAUCCUCAAUGGCUUUGACACGCAUCUGCGUGCUGUGGCACUGCGUAAGAUCCAGAAACGCAACACGAUGAAGAUCGUGAAGAAAAACUGCAUUGAAGUCACAGCGGAGGGUGUCACGGUUGAAGGUGGCGAGAAGAUCCCCGCUGGACUCGUCGUGUGGACUGCUGGAGUGGGUCCGAAUGAGCUUACCAAGUCGUUGACGGUGUUCGAGAAGAGCAAACGUGGCAACAUCCUAACCAAUCAGUACUGCCAGGUACUGGGUGCUGCGGAGGUCGAAGAGAAGGCUCCGUGGGGGAUGCCUCGCCGCUCGAACGUCUUCUCUAUCGGUGACUGUGCAGAGAUCCUGGACUACCCGUUGCCUGCUACUGCUCAGAAGGCGCAGAGUCAAGCGAACUACCUUACUUCGUUAUUCCGCGGCAAGAAUCUGGCGCCGGCCAAGCCGUACGCGUUCCAGAGCAAGGGCAUGAUGGCGUAUCUUGGGUCGUACGAGGGUCUAUUUGAGGCCCACCCUCGUGACGACGACACGAUCACGCUUAGUGGCUGGAAGGCCUGGUUCCUCUGGCGUAGUGCGUAUCUGACCAAGCUGGGAAGCUGGCGACUACGUUUGCAGGUGCCUCUUGACUGGCUCAAGGCUAUUCUCGUCGGUCGUGACGUGUCCAAGUUUUAA
Molecule: messenger RNA, 1443 nt
Organism: Phytophthora infestans T30-4
Lineage: Eukaryota; Oomycota; Peronosporomycetes; Peronosporales; Peronosporaceae
Product: NADH-ubiquinone oxidoreductase, putative
Exons: 2
Coding region: 1-1443 (480 amino acids)
Molecular function (GO): NADH dehydrogenase activity
Source: RefSeq, a predicted model, not a curated record